Syngnathoides biaculeatus (alligator pipefish) is the source of this 683-nucleotide messenger RNA. It is a transcript of the gene mylpfa, whose product is annotated as myosin light chain, phosphorylatable, fast skeletal muscle a. Gene Ontology annotation, molecular function: calcium ion binding. The coding region runs from base 136 to 648 and encodes 170 amino acids. Gene Ontology annotation, cellular component: cytoplasm. NCBI's taxonomy places the organism in Eukaryota, Metazoa, Chordata, Actinopteri, Syngnathiformes, Syngnathidae. The record is from RefSeq and is a predicted model, not a curated record. Gene Ontology annotation, biological process: skeletal muscle tissue development. The transcript is spliced from 7 exons.
AAACUUGAGGCUGUGGCUAAAGUUAGACGAGGCGGCCCAGGGCUAUAUAAGCCCCCCGGGGGCAGAGGACCAACGCGGCUUCACCUUCUCUUCUCUUUCUUCAUCGUCCCAAACCACCGCUCUCAGCCUCUCGUGAUGGCACCCAAGAAGCCCAAGAGGAGGCAGGCAGCCGGAGACAGCGGCUCCUCCAACGUCUUCUCCAUGUUUGAGCAGAGUCAGAUCCAGGAGUACAAGGAGGCUUUCACAAUCAUCGACCAGAACAGAGACGGCAUCAUCAGCAAAGAUGAUUUGAGGGAUGUUCUGGCCUCUUUGGGCCAGCUGAACACCAAGAACGAGGAGCUGGAGGCCAUGAUCAAAGAGGCCAGCGGCCCCAUCAACUUCACCGUCUUCCUCACCAUGUUCGGCGAGAAGCUGAAGGGCGCUGACCCCGAGGACGUCAUUCUUGCCGCCUUCAAGGUCCUGGACCCCGAGGGUACCGGAACCAUCAAGAAGCAGUUCCUCGAGGAGCUCCUGACCACUCAGUGCGACAGGUUCUCCAAGGAGGAGAUCAAGAACAUGUGGGCCGCCUUCCCCCCUGACGUCGCGGGCAACGUAGACUACAAGAACAUCUGCUACGUCAUCACACACGGAGAGGAGAAGGAGGAGUAAGAAGACCAGAAGAAAGACGAGAAAUCCCUUCGCUU